This is a messenger RNA of Coffea arabica (coffee), 1787 nucleotides long. The record is from RefSeq and is a predicted model, not a curated record. NCBI's taxonomy places the organism in Eukaryota, Viridiplantae, Streptophyta, Magnoliopsida, Gentianales, Rubiaceae.
CAUUUCAUUUCCUUCCCUUCUCUUUACACCGAUCCAAAGGGUGCCAAAGAGUUUUGACUAUAAGCGCUUAUGGGACCCGCCUCCAAAUCUCUCUGACCGUUAGUUGCAUUGCCAAAUUGCCACCAGCAAAGCUUCUCCUCUUCUCAAUUGCGGACUCUCUGAGAAGUGUAUUUUGCAGACUCCCAUACCAAAAACAUCCAACUGUUCAGCAGGCGAAAAGAUGUUCAACUUGCCUUGACAGCAUCAUGAAUGUGUGGCAGAUCAGAUGCAAGGGAAGUAUAAAUUGAUGAGAUACUUAUAAUGAGGGAUGCUACGUAAAUCACCAACUCCUCCAUUGUUGACCUCAGAUUCCACCGCAUGCGGCAUUUUCUUUUCCUCUAAAACAUAGAGGAUGGAAACUUGCAUGAAGUUGGAAUUGGGCAUUGCUUGUCAGAAACACUUUUACAUGCUGAAAAAUAGGAAAAGAAAAAGGGAAUAGCCGAUCCUGUUAUUUCUAGGUAUAUGGUUGGGUUUUGAAGUGCGCUGUACUUUCCAAGUUUUAAUUGCUUUUGUUUAAUAGUUUACAGCAUCUGUGUCUUGGUUGGGGCUGUAAAUGCAUUCCAAAUGAAUGAACUGACUCCAUUGUUAUGGAGAAGUCCUUGUGUUUGCUUAAAUCCCGCAAAAUGCUGUAACUGAACUACAAAAUAAGGCAGAAGAAUCUUGAGAUGGAAGUUCUUGAGUCCUGUGCUCCAUGCAAACUUACUAAAUGGUUUCUAGGACAGGGAUAAAGAGUACAUAGUAAAGCAGUCAUAAUGGAUGCGUUGGAAACGUUCCGACACUCGAUUUAUCAAUGGCUGCUAAUCAAGAAAUUCAAGAUUCUACCUCAGUAGUAGCAAACAAUCCUUACAUUGCUGUAAACUUCCCAAACAAUGUACUGCCAAAUGUCAUAAGAAGGCCGUGGAAGUUUGUACCUCCAUCAAGGAAAUGGGAACUGCAUUCAACUGCACAAACCAAGAGUACAGUCUUAAGUGAUGAAGAAAAGAAAUCAUGGGAUGCUUGCAGACAAGCUCUCUCUACAUUUGAAUUUACUGUUGAGGAAGAGGACAAAAUAUUGGGGAAAGCGUUUGGCCAUAUCCACUCCCCUUAUUGGAGUGAAGAACGGAAAAUGGAAGUGCCAAGAUUUGAUGUUGUAAGUGAAAUUUUAAGCUAUCUAAGGAGCUUAAACCUCGCUGAUGAUGAUCUUUCCAAACUUCUGAAGAAGUUUCCUGAAGUUCUUGGAUGCAGCCUUGAAGAUGAAUUGAAGAACAAUGUAAAGGUUUUGGAGAACGAGUGGGGCAUUGAAGGAAAAACUCUAAAGAACCUCCUCAUGCGCAAUCCAAGGGUACUAGGCUAUAAUGUCGAUUGUAAGGGAGAUUGCAUGGCCAAAUGCACUCGCUGCUGGGUACGGUUCUAACUGAAUUUCUUGUUUCAAUUAGGCUUACACCUCAUGCAUACAUAAAUCUGCUUUACCUGUAAAAUUUAUAAGCGUCAUACUUCAGAGAGGUUUCUAUGUUGAUCUAUAUAGUCUGGAGAUGCUCCCAGCCUAUGGAAACAUAUUUUGUUUUUACAGUAAACGAACUCUUUGUAAUGGGAGCUUCUUUGAUCCUCUUCCUCUUUGAGAAUGAAGGAAGAGUUAUUUAUUUCUCAGAAAAAGAGAAUCAAUGCUGGAAGAAAGAUGUUCUGCACUUGCAUAAUUGCCUUCCUAAAUUAUAUUGGAAACAAACUCAAUUGGAAGUUAUGUACUUGGACAACAGCUUUUUAUUUGCAUA